Messenger RNA from Ceutorhynchus assimilis (cabbage seed weevil), 372 nucleotides. NCBI's taxonomy places the organism in Eukaryota, Metazoa, Arthropoda, Insecta, Coleoptera, Curculionidae. The record is from the annotation of a GenBank genome assembly.
AUGUUUAUUAAAGUUUUAGUAUUUGUUUCAUUGGUUGCCUUUGCAAGUGCAGGCAUUUCUCAUGUCUCUAUGAGUCAAGGUGGUGGAGGAGGAGGACAUCAUGGACACCACAUUAUUGAAUUUUAUACUUUUCCUCAUUAUGAAUACAAAUACUCUGUCCAUGAUCCUCACCAUCACGAUAUCCAUGAGCAACACGAAAAACGCUAUGGAGAUAAAGUAACUGGAGAAUAUUCCCUUCAUGAACCUGAUGGUACCAUUAGGGUGGUAAAAUACGAGGCUGAUCAUAAAAAUGGGUUCAAUGCUCAUGUUGAAAGAAAAGGACACGCUGUCCAUCCUCAUAUUGAGCAUCAUCAUCAUCAUCAUGAUGAUUAG